Molecule: messenger RNA, 1053 nt
Organism: Colletotrichum spaethianum
Lineage: Eukaryota; Fungi; Ascomycota; Sordariomycetes; Glomerellales; Glomerellaceae
Exons: 2
Coding region: 1-1053 (350 amino acids)
Biological process (GO): DNA replication
Cellular component (GO): nuclear origin of replication recognition complex
Molecular function (GO): DNA binding
Source: RefSeq, a predicted model, not a curated record
AUGAACCGAUCCAUAGAACAGACACUCCUCUCGCUGAUGCCGACCCAUGGCUCAGCUCUACCGCCGGCCCUAGUGGAACUUGCGGGUUCUUUGCUGGCACAGUCGAGGCACCGGGCGAGCACACUCAAAGCAGACGAAGAAAUUGGACGGUUAUACGCUUGCGCACACAUCGCUUGCGAUAGCCACCUCGACAACAUCCUCCCCAACACCGCCUUGAACCGCACACCAGGCAAGAACGGUACCCCGCGAAACAGACAACGGCACGGCGUUGACUCUCCCGUCAGGACGCCACACCGCCCGACACCCACAAAGGAGCGAUCGCUCGCGCAGUUUCGCUCUGGCAACCCCGCAAGCGGGCCCAACACGCCGACAAAGUCGACUGGCAAGGCCGCCUACCCCUCCGACAAGUCCGGCCUCCACUUCUGGAUCCAGCCGACCAUCCGCUUCCUGUGCAAGGAGGCAAACCAGCGGCAGCUCGGGCCGACGAUGCUGGCGGGCAUGGAGUACAUUGUCGUACCUGGCGGGCGGAGGACGCACGACGCAUGGGUGAGGGCAAACUUGGCUGCCCUGUGCGGCGCUGUGUACUUCUUCGUCACGCAGCAGGUCGAGAAGCUCAAGAAAGGAGAGGAGGUCGACCGCGAGACGUACGAGCCCGAAAGGAAUCGUAUUCUAAAUCUAAUUGCCAAGGCGAAGGAGGAGGUGGACUCGAAGGGACUGGACGAGGACGAGUUGUGGGAGGGGUGGGCGCCAGUCACGGCCAAGGAAUUUGACGCUGCGGUUCAGGAAGUUACAGAUCGCGGCUGGCUGGAGGCUGAUUGGUAUCGCAGUCUCAGUGACAUUAUCGAGGCGGGCAAUGUGAUCGCCGACAGUCAUCGGCAAGUGGAAGACCUAUACAAGGCGCCUGUGCGUGGAGCAGACACCAUGUUCCAGGACCGGUACGACUUUCUGAGUGAGAAGAAGCGCAGGGAGUACAGGGUAUGGAAGGAAGGCAUCCUCAGGCGCAUCGAGUUAUUGGAAAAGGAGGGCGGGGAAGCCAUGGAGGUAGACGGCUAA